Solenopsis invicta (red fire ant) is the source of this 8663-nucleotide messenger RNA. RefSeq lists its product as uncharacterized. Gene Ontology annotation, cellular component: neuronal cell body; membrane; axon. Gene Ontology annotation, biological process: sensory perception of taste. The coding region runs from base 6059 to 7420 and encodes 453 amino acids. Lineage: Eukaryota; Metazoa; Arthropoda; Insecta; Hymenoptera; Formicidae. The transcript has 4 exons. The record is from RefSeq and is a predicted model, not a curated record.
UCUCCGAUUUGGAUAAAACCUUAUGAAAAGCUUCAUUUAGGAAUAAAGUGAAAGAGAUUAAAGACAUUUUUGGCGACUUGUAUGAUAAAGCCAAUUUUUAACAUAAAAUGAUAAAAAUGUGGGUAAACGUUUUAUUUCAUACAGUCAACCUUAAAUAACUUUAAAUUGACAUAUGUUGUCGUUGCCAUGACCCUAAAUGACCUCUAGUAGAUUUUAACCAUCGCUUGUUAUUUGUUUAAAAAAGUUAUUAACAAAUAAAGUUGACAAUGUAAACGUGUAUUUUUUAACAAAGUAAAAUUUACUUAAAGAAUCUCCGCCCACUUCCUCCAGAGAGUACAAAAUCCGACCAGAGUUGAAGUAAUUUUUUGCAAUAAUUUUUUUAUAGUUUUCCGGGGAGGGCGGAGAAGUGGAAAUGCAUACAAGCAUCAAAUAAAUAAUUAAAUUGAUUAACAAUUUAAUUUUGUAAUAUUACAAUCAGAUUCUUCUUUAAAGCUGUGUUUUAAGUCCGGAAAAAUUGCGGUGCGCAGUUUGGGAAAAUCUUGUAAAUGUUUAUAAAUUCACGUAGAAACAAAUUAUUGAGCAUUAAGAACUGUUUUCGAUCGGUAAUACCAUAUUUAUUAUAUUAAUUUGUAAAUAUUUAAAUUAUUGCAACAUAAAAAUUCUUAAAAAUAUUUUAAUAAUGUAAUGACACAACGCAUCUAUCCACUUACAAAAUAUAUAAUUUUACUUUUAUAAUUAUCUUAAUUUGCGCUUAACAUUAACCGGUUAUAUUUCCUUGUUUGCAUUUGCAAGUAUUUAAUUAGCUACUUUAUUGAUUAACUUCGUUAAUUAAUUUUAAUGCACUUUUUUAAUUAAUUAAUGCACAUCAUUAAUACAUUUAAUUUACUUAAAAUUGUGUUACGCCUAUAGAAAGCACGCAAUUUCAUAUUAAACAAGUUAUGUUCUUCAUUCUGUGUGAAAGUGCACCAAAGAAAAUUCACGACGUACGCGUUCGUCAAAGUGUUUUGCUUCUAUAAUAGAAAAAAUUUUUUAUUUUUUUUAUAAAAUAUUUUAAAUUGCAAGGAUCUAUAGUAUAUAAUCAACAUUCUCUGUAAAACGUAUUGAUUAGCAAGAAAAUAAGAAGCGAAAAUGGACGAAGAGAUUCAUGUACAAGUGAAGGACAACUCUUCAUCGAUAGAAGCAAAAAUGAAGGAAGAGAUUCAUGCAGAAGUGAGAAUCGUUGAUAAAGCGCAUCUUACGUUCAAUAUCGUACACUUCCUGGCUUCUGGGCGUCGGUGUAGAACAUCCGCGAAAAUGUCCCAAGACUAUAACGAUAACCACACGUAUAAUUUACAUGGCUGUGUUCCUUUAGCAUGAUGUACAUUUUUCGAAGUGCGACCACCAUUAGAAGAUUUGAACGGCGAGCAAAGUUCUAUUUGUGACAGCAGACACAAUUUGAGUUAUAUUGUCAGGGAAAAUUUUUUGCGUAAAAAUUUGGAUCGAGUGUGUGUCACAAAGAAGAUCAAUGAUUUUUCGAGUCAACUGCAACAGCGUCGAGUAGCAUUUAUGGCCUGCAAUUUCUUCGAAAUAAAUAAUAGUUUGUUCAGAGUUGUAAGUGCAUUAUUUGUUUAUCACAAUUAUUGUAGAACUAGUUCUUUUCGAAUUUUAACGUAAAUACAAUAGUUAUAAGAACAAAAUUAAAUAAAGUAAAUUUGUUUUUUAGUUUGUCGGGUUGAUUAUCACUUAUCUAAUAAUUAUUACUUAACUUCAACGAGAAUCUGAUAAAGAUUUUCGCGAACAAAUUGUAGAAGAUAUUUGAAGAAGUCUACAAAAGGCUAUUUUGGAAAUGAAAGAAGAAAUUUUGGGAAAGUUUUUAAAAAAAACCAGACGGAUUCGUAGAAUUAACAAGAUUUUGUUACGUUAAAAACUCAGAGAUCUUAUCAUUGAUUAUUAUACUGUCUUGUUUUCAUUUGCUCAGAUGCAUCCCGUAUAGUGCUCGUAUAGUCAAAAACUUAAUUACCUAUUUUAUUAAUUAAUUAAAUUUAUUAAUUGUUAAAAUAACGUUUUUGUAUUAGCUCAGAUUAAAUAUGAAUAUUUUAAAAACGUACGUUACUCAACGUACAAAGUAUAUUUACAUUUAAACAUUUUUAAAAUGUUUAUCUUAUGCAAAUAAUUUUCUAAGACUGCUCGCAACGUAUUGCUUUCGUUGACUUAACAAGCGAUAUUUUUUUUGAGGCCGCACGAGGAGUUUUUCUUUUGCAGAAAGCACGCACGCGCGCGCGCGCGCGCGCGCACACACACACACACACACACACACACACACACACACUGUGCGAAUUUAGUAAAUUUUUGUUACUUGAGAGCAUAAAAUAAAGAGCUCUUCAAAAUAAUUAUCUCAAUUUGUUUAACUAUAAACUUUCAGAAAAAAUAUUUGGUCUAGAUAUAUCUCAGUGAAAAAUACCUUACGAAAUCCAUGUCUAAAUGAUAUCAAUUUAAUUUCAACGUUGAAUCAAUAUCGAAUCAAUUCCAUUAUCAUUUCUCAUUGGGAUAUACUUUGAGCAAUAACUUAAAUUCUUUUAAACUGUAUAAAUCAGAUAAUUUUUAUAAAUUUUUCAUCAUUGAAAACAAAUACACAAACAAAAUUCCUGUAUCACAUCAUAUUUCAGUAAAGAGGAUUUAAAGUUGACAAAAAUGGGACUUUUGAAUUAAAGUACAUAGUUUAAAAAUGUGAUGUAAUAAAGCAAUUUUAUUUAAUAAUUGUUAUUAACAAUAAGAAAUUUAUAAAAAUCAUUUUGUCUAAAUUGUGAUUUAAAAUUUGGGUCAUCCUAUGAUAUUAUUAGAUUGGCUACUUCAAUUUGUUAACUAUAUUAAUUUAAUCUAGUUUCAGUCCACUGCGUCCUAAAAUGGACGUUUCUAAAAAGUCCAAAAUGGCAACAUUGGAUGUUUUUAAAACAUUUUUAAAAUAUUCAUGGAUCUAAUUUAGAUGUUUUUAAUAUAUCCAAAACGUAUAAAAUAUAUAUUUUAAGUAUGUUUUUAAAACGUUACUGUGCUGUCUAGAAGUAUAAUGCAUUUAAUUUAAUGAAACCGCAUCAUGCUUAUAAACAGUAACGCAGUUUGAGUAAUUAAAAUACAUUUACGCACGCAAUCUAAUGUUGCACAAGUAAAACAUUCAUCAUUCUGUGUGAAGCAACAAAGAAAAUUUACAACGUGCGCUUUAUUACAACUAGUCAAAGUGUUUUGCUUAUUACUCGUCUCAAAAAUAAUUUAUGUUACGAGAACAAUUUAUAUUAUGUAAUUAGUAGCUAUACUUUGUAAAACGUGUUGAUUAGCAACAUAAUAAAAAGCAAACAUGGAGAAGUAGAUCCAUGUACAAGUGAAAGACAACUCUCCGUCAAUAGAACGCAUCUUACGUCCAAUAUCAUACGCUUCGUGGUUCCUGGGCGUCGGUGUUGCACAUCCGCGAAAGUGUCCCAAGGCUACAACAAUAACCAUGGGUAUAAUUCAUUUGAUUAUGUAUUUCUAUUACGACAAUGAACACAGUAAAAUCUUCCCUUACGUUUAUCAGUUAGAUAUAUUCGACUCGAUAUAUUGUUUAAGUAAAGUGAUGUGUUAUGUAUUAACCUAUUAUUGCGUUUAUCAAGGAAUUAGACAAUACAACAAGUGGCCUGAACUGAUGGAUAGAUUAAAGGAACUCGAUCAGAAGAUCAAGAAAAAAUAUCUAUGAAUGACCGAUCUUUAAAAAUUAUCGAAGCGCUAGCAGUUUCUGCGACGUUCAUUUCCUAUCCUUUGAUACUGAUCUUUUACUUUUUAUAUUAUUACAUACAUACAAAUCCAAGAUACCUUAAUCUGAUUAAUUAGACAGAUUUUGAGCUUUAAUACAUGUUAUGCCAGUCGUUGAUUAACAGCUUUGUCUUCGACGUCAUCGUUUAUGUGUUAUAUUACAAAUCAAACAGUAAAUAAAUUGAUCAGUUAGUUGGAUGAGUUAUCUGAUGUAUUCUGGAUCGCGUUCAAGAUUAGAAGCGUCAGAAAAUUUCAUAGAGGUAAGCUUUGUGCAUAUAUUAUCUGUUACAAUACAAUAAUACAGAUAAAUAUAGCAUGUAAUAUAUAUAAUUUAUUACGAUCUAUGAAGAGUUUGUGAAGAUAUUACAGUCAAAUUGUAAAUUCUAUUUUGCAGGUGUUUGUGAUCUCGUCAACAUGGUAAAUAAUAUUCACCUAAAUAUAUAAAUGGUCUUUAUCUCCUCUUAGGCUCGGCGACUUACUUUAUUAUGGCUGUAGCUCUGCUAUUCAAAAGUUACAUUUUUGUUAUUCAAAGAGAUGCCGAGUUUAUACUAAUACAGAAUUUUUUUUUGUAUUGCAUAUGUUACGCAAUUCUGUUUGGUUUGCUAGAUUUGUACGAUUGCGCGUCGAUAAUUCAAUAGCACCUGAAGAAUUAUAUAUAAAUUUACAUUGAAUUACAAACCGAAUUUUGAUAAUCAUGAUGCGAGGAAUCAGUCGAGUCUAGAAAUGCGACCUCCACUGGAAGAUCUUGAUGGCAAUCAAAGUUUCACUUGGUGCAGCAGUCACAAUUUGAGUUACGAUAUCAUGGUAAAUCUCUUACAUGGAAAUCUGGAUCAAGAGUGUGUCACAAAAGAAAUCAAUGUUUUUUCGAUUCAACUGCAACAGAAUUGAAUAGUAUUUACGGCUUGUGAUUUCUUUGAAGUAAACAAUGCUGUUCAGAAGUUUUGCCGGUGUAAUCAUCACUUAUCUAGUAAUUGUCAACUUUAUCACCAAUCUGACGAUUUAAGCAUACUAAAAAGCUUAUUUUAAAAAUAACAAAAAACAACCAACUCGCAGAAUUAACAAGCAAAGUUUUAAAUAAAACGGCAAAUACGACUGAGGAAUAAUUGAAGCGCAGUAGUAAAAUAAAUUUCAGGACAUUUUCUAGUUACAACGUUGUAUUCUGUGACGUUUCAGUUCUAUCUUCAUACCAUCUUUAGCAGUAAUUUGUACACAUAUAUAUCUCACUAAUCUACCAAUUGUAAACAUUUCUUCUUUUUUUUUUAAAUUUUUUAUUCCUUUACGUUUUAUAAUAACAUUGUCGUACUUUAUUUCAUAUUGUAUCUAGUUUGUAAAAAUAAAUUAAGAAACUAAAUUAAUAUUAAUUUAAGAGACUAUUAAGUAAUAAGUAACUUAACGAUAUUUGGCUCAAUGGAAUCAAUUAAAUAUACAAAUUAAUGUAAUGCCAAUAAAAGGCCGAUUAGAUCUUCGUGUGUAAAUUUUAUUAUUUGAUACAAAUAAACAGCUAGUUUAGACAUUUCGGUUUCAUGGUUUAGAUCAUCUUUAGUACAAUUAGAAAUAUAUCACCACGCUCAUGAGUGCAGUCGCAAAUUUGGUAGCAAUCUAUGCGUUUAGAUAUAUAACGUUCCUAUGGAAAACACGCGAUCGGAAAUAUUCACGUGUUAUACAAAGACAAAGACAGGCAAAGCAAAACGUACACAACAGAUGAUACGAAACAUAAUAAGGGAUUUACAAUUAGCUGUGGUAUUAGCGGGCGUUCUAACAAAAAAAAAACAUAAUUAACACGCGACGAGAUCGAAUGAGGUGGUGCCGACGAAAUCAAUUAUGCGGGAAGGUUGUCUUAGCCAGCUUGACCACCGUGGCGUGCACUUGGUAAUUUUACUUUUGUAAUUACCUUAAUUUGUUCUUAGCAUUGACACUAUAUUUCCUUGUUUGCAUUUGCACUUGCAAAACUUAAUUAACUACUUAAUUAGUUAAUUAAAAUAAUUAAUUGUUAAAAUGACAUUUUUGUAGUAGUACAAUACACUUAAUUUAGUAAAGUCGCGUUACGCUUAUCAAGGGUAACACAGUUUUAGUUAAUUAAAUGCAUUUACGCACGCAAUCUAAUGUUGCACAAGUAACACGUUUUUCAUUCUGCGUGAAGCACCAGAGAAAAUUCACAACGUGCGCGCUCGUCAAAGUGCUUCGCUUCUAAGUUUAUAACUUGUCUCGAAAAUAAUCUGUGUUACAAAAAUAUAUAAUAUGUAAUAUGUCAGUAGCCAUACUUUGUAAAACGCAUUGAUUAGCAAAAAAAUAAACUAAAAUGGAGGAAGAAAUCCAUGUACAAGUGAAUGACAAUUCUCCGUCGAUAGAGCGCACCUUACGUCCAAUAUCAUAUACCUCCUGGCUCCUGGGUGUCGGUAUUGCACAUCCACGAAAGUGUCCCAAAACUAUAACGAUAAUCAUACGUAUAAUUCAUAUAAUUGUGUGUACCAUUUGCAUGAUAUACGACGCAAAAAAGUUCUAUUCUUACAUUGAUUCGUUCGACAUGGCUGACUGCGUGCAGUGCCUAAAAAGAGCAAUGGCUUACGUAUCAGCCUAUUACUACAUUUAUCACGGAAUCAGACAGUACAACGAGUGGCCAAAGUUGAUGGACGAAUUGAAGGAAUUCGAUCAAAAGAUCAAGAAGGAAAUGUCAAUGAAUGACCAGCCUAUAAAAAUUGUCGAGGCGUUAGCAAUUUUUGCGACCAUCUUCUAUAUGAUCAUUCCACUUGUAUAUUAUAUCAUUCAAUAUGUAACGAUAUAUUUCCCGUCCUUCUUACCGUUUCAUGAUGUGGUAUUAGUUCAGUCGUUGUUUAAUAGCUUUGUCUUCGACGUUGUUGUCUACGUGUUAUAUUGCAGAUAUAAAACGAUGAAUAAAUUGAUCGGCCAGUUGGAUAAGUUACCCGAUCCGCUCGCAUUCAAGAUUAGACGCAUCAGAGAAUUGCACACCGAUAUUCAUAAUCUCGUCAGCAAAGUAAACGAUAUUUACAGUCUUCAUCUCCUCUUCUGCUCAGCGAAUAGCUUCACCAUGGCUGUGGCCUCGCUAUUCCAAUUAUACUACUUUUUGGACAUAGAGGCAACUUAUAUGUUUUUAUUGCUGCAGAACUUUCUUUGCAUUGUGUUUGUCGCGCAAUUUUAUUUGACUUGUUGGACAUGCACGCUCGUGCGUGAAGAAUCCAAUAGGACUGGGAGAAUCAUAUACGAAAUAAUAUUUAAAUGCAAACCUGUCCUUGAUAAGCACGAGGCGAGUAAUCUAUUGAGUCUAGAAGUGCAACCUCCACUAGAAGAUGUGGACAGCGAGCAAAGCUUUAAUCGGAGCAACAGUCACAAUGUAAUUUACAUCGAUAUGAAAAAUCUCUUGCGUAGAUAUCUGGAUCGAGAGUGUAUCACAAAAGAGAUCAACGAUUUCUCACUUCAACUGCAACAACAUCGAAUAGCAUUUACGGCCUGCAAUUUCUUCGAAAUAAAUAAUAAUUUGUUCAGAGGUUUCGUCGGGUUGUUCAUCACUUAUCUAAUAAUCGUCAGUCAACUUAAACGACAAUCUGGUGAAGAUUUUCGCGAACUGCGAAAAGAUAUUAUGGAAAUAAAAAAGGAAAUUUCUGGAAUGUUUCUGAAAGGAAAUCAAACUGACUCGCAGAAUUAACAAGUAAAGAUUCUGUUACGAUAAAAUCUUAGAGAUCAUUUUCAAGAUAUUAGGGACAGGUAUGAUAAAAGAGUUUGAAAACCAGGCUAGUAGGUAAACGUUUCGUGGCGUAUCGUACUAAAUGUUAUAAGAUUUGCUCAAAUUUUCAUUGUCUUAUUCACAUCAAAAAAUUAAUGAGCCAGCACCAAGAUUGUUUUAAUCUAGUCUUAUGAGUUUAUCCAUUUAAGAAUGUUGAAGAUAAUUAAAUCCGAUACGAUUAUAAGACAGUCAUACUUUAUUGUCAUACUCUAGUGGUGCAUAUUGGCUAAUGCUAAUGUCGGCAGUAAACGUCAUUUUUCGGAAAAAUGUACUGUAAAAAAGUGUGUUUUUGUAACUUGGUUAAAAAAAAAUCCUGGAGAAAUUAAAAAAAAAGCAUUUUGAAGGCAAAAUGUACUUAUGUGAAGCUUUACUUGAAAUGUUCGAAAAAAAUUCGUUUGACGAGCUGCAAAGUGUCAAAAAUACGAAAUUUUAAGGAACAAAACAAGGUGUUUGUUUUUACUGCAUACAAGAAAGUUGAAAGAACUUUGAAAAUCUGUUGAUAGAGCGUUAAAGUGAAACUUUAAGCUUCAAAAUACUUUUUUCAUUUUUUAUUUUUGAUAAUUUUUCGCCGAGUUACAACCAUUUGAAAAUAGCCUAAUUUUUGGUGACUAGAAAGUGUUUCCUAUUUUUUUUUGAGUAGUGUAUAAGAAAAGAAAUAUUUCUUAUUUAAAAUGUUUUUUAUAAUAUAAUAGUAGACAGUAUAAAGUUUUUAUUGUUAUAAUUUAUUUUCCUUAGACAUAGUGAAUGAUAGUUGAUAAAGUAUGUUUUCAACAAGUGCAGCGUAUAUACCGUGAUUACUUUAUCGUAUGAAUAUUCAAUAGUCAGGUGUAUUUGUUAAUUUUAAUAAUAAUGAAUAAUAAUGCCUAUAAUAACUAUUAAAGUGUAACGUACAUGUUGUUGCUGAACAAAAAGCGUUCAGAUGGUUAUUAUAUUAAGGAAGUAAAUGUAAAAAACUGAUUUUAAUUUAUGAACAAAAUAUUAGUAGACAUACAGUGCAAAGUAAUACAAAUAUUUACAUUAUUGCAACAUAAAGGACACAACGCAUUUAUCGAUUUACAAAAAAUAUAAUUUUAUUUCUGUAAUUAUCUUAAUUUAUUCUUAUCAUUGACCACUUAUAUUUUCUUGUUUCCAUUUGCACAGACAAAACGUAAUUAAUUACAUUAUU